AUGGGAGACCAGGGAGAACGCUCGGAAAGCAUGCAUGCUCAACCAACCUGUAGCCACAACGCGCACCUCGUCAGCCAGAACACCCACUCCCCCGACGGGCUGAAGAAGUGCUUCGAGAAGAUGCGCAUGCUUGCCGUCAGAGUCAUGAAGAAGCGCUACGGUCAAACGUGCAUGUACUCAACCCGUGGGCUGAAGAAGUGCUUGGAACAGACGCGCAUGGGUGCCAUCAGACCAAUUGGACGCCCAAUCGGCUCCAUCAUAACCAGUAUUCGACAACUCCACGUAGCGGGUGUGCACAUCGUUCGACAGCAUCAAAACGUUAACCUCAACGUUGGUGUUAGGUUGUCACGACCACAGCAGCCGAAGAGAGAAAGACGGGCGGGAGGGAAGGCACGCAUCGCGACCAACCCACCUUCCCACUCCCACGGAACCCCGCACCCCUCCGCUCCUUCCCUCCCCUCCCUCGCUUUCGCGCCGCCCCGACCCCAGCCCCGCCAAGAAAUUAUUUUUUUCCGAAAAUAA
Messenger RNA from Aplosporella prunicola CBS 121167, 522 nucleotides. RefSeq lists its product as uncharacterized. The transcript has a single exon. NCBI's taxonomy places the organism in Eukaryota, Fungi, Ascomycota, Dothideomycetes, Botryosphaeriales, Aplosporellaceae. The coding region runs from base 1 to 522 and encodes 173 amino acids. The record is from RefSeq and is a predicted model, not a curated record.